GAAAUUUCAAACAUAACGUUGGCAACGUUUUCAAUCUUUGGUGUAUGGACGUGAAAUAACUUGCUUGUAUUCGUCGACCUAAAGGUAACAAAAAUGGUGAAGGCAGGCACGAGGAAAUUAAAGGUUGCAGCGCCUAAAGCGCUAAAACAUGGUGGUAAGGAUAAAGAAAAAAAUCCUAUGCGUGAAGUCCGUAUUCGUAAAUUAUGCCUUAAUAUCUGUGUGGGUGAAUCAGGUGACAGAUUGACUCGUGCUGCCAAAGUGUUGGAACAGCUGACAGGUCAGCAACCAGUCUUCUCAAAAGCCAGAUAUACUGUGCGAUCAUUCGGUAUCAGAAGAAAUGAAAAAAUUGCAGUCCAUUGCACAGUUAGAGGUCCAAAAGCAGAAGAAAUUCUAGAAAAAGGCUUAAAAGUUAGAGAAUAUGAAUUGAAAAGGGAAAACUUCUCAGAUACCGGAAACUUUGGUUUUGGUAUUCAAGAACAUAUUGAUUUAGGCAUCAAGUAUGAUCCUACUAUUGGUAUAUACGGUCUAGACUUUUAUGUUGUGUUGGGUCGACCUGGUUUCAACGUUGCAUACAGACGAAGAAGAAAGGGUGUUGUUGGAUCAAAGCACAGACUUUGUAAGGAAGAGGCCAUGAAAUGGUUCCAACAAAAAUAUGAUGGCAUCAUCCUUCCCAGUAAAAGUGGCAAGUAAAUCUGUUAUGUUAUGUGUAAAAAAAAUCCAAAUAAAAAAAUUAAUGACUA
This is a messenger RNA of Argiope bruennichi, 740 nucleotides long. It is a transcript of the gene RpL11, whose product is annotated as 60S ribosomal protein L11. Lineage: Eukaryota; Metazoa; Arthropoda; Arachnida; Araneae; Araneidae. The transcript has 5 exons. Gene Ontology annotation, cellular component: ribosome; cytosolic large ribosomal subunit. Gene Ontology annotation, biological process: translation. Gene Ontology annotation, molecular function: RNA binding; structural constituent of ribosome. The record is from RefSeq and is a predicted model, not a curated record. Bases 94 to 690 code for a protein of 198 amino acids.